UUCCAGGCGCCAGCGGCUGUACACCGCCGCCGUGGGAGAUAAACCCUUCACCUCGCCGGGAAAACAGAAAAGGGAAGCGGCAGCGGAAGCGAAGAACAGAAGCCACGACGGCUGGUUGCAGCCUUUUCUUUUCCGGUCCAGCCACACUGCCAACACAUUCUUCCUAAAUGGCUAAAGGUCAAGCCCUAAGCUCCUUUUUCCGUGUCGCAGUACGACGUUCCAAAACCCCCUCCGCCGGCCCCGUUGCCGUUCCUCCGACCACUACCAACGAUGGUCUACAACUUUGCGCUCCCAUCAUCAACGCCUGCUCUACCACCAAGCGCUCUGCUAAAACCUCGAAGAAAUGCAGUACUCCUGCCCUCGCGACCCCCUCCUCCGCCGCCACCAUCGCAGCCUGCUCCCCGCGAAUUGCCGCAGCAGCAUCUUCCUCGACGACCGAAGGCUCCGUUAAAACCCUAAAGAAAUGCUCCCUUAAAUCAAAGCAGAGUCCUGCUUCAGCUAGUUCCACGCUGCCCGAUCGCAAGAUGGAAGCUUCCAGUAACGACUCAGAUGAUGCCCCACUUGAGCUGACAGGGGACCUAACGACCAUAAUGAUCGAUACUGUUUCAGAUCUCUGGCCCAAUUCAAAGGGAGCCAGUGAUGAGACAUCUUCAGAAAUUAGAUUGGAUAUCCCUUUUUUUCCAAAUCUCACAAGUGCAGAUAUCUCUUCACAACGGAAAGACGUGAGACGUGCGAGUAAAGAUAAAUUCAUCUUCAGCUCUGGUCAGGAACAUCAUGUUCAGCGGAUAGCCAGAACAUGCGCCGAGAAGCUUGGACCAGAGCAGACCCUAAAUGUAUUUGGAAAGUUGCGGCAAGGAACAGGCGUAAAAGAGUAUGAUGCAUUGAUAAAGAGCUGCUUAAAGAUAGCCAGGGAAACUAAAGAUGAUGAGAUUAUCUCGAAGCAAAUGUCUGUGUGCUUUCAUCUCCUCGCCAUGAUGAAGGAACAAGGUUUCCAGAUUGAAGAAAAUACCUAUGGACCUGUGCUUUUGUACCUUAUUGAUAAGAGCAUGGUUCAAGAAUUUCAUUCUCUUCAUCAAACCAUUAAAACUGAGAAUCCUAGCUCUCUUGCAAGAUUAGGUUACUAUGAGAUGCUGCAAUAUAUUAGAGUUGGUGAUGAGCAAAAGAUUCAAGAACUCUGCAGUACAAUAUCUCUUGGUUGCGAAACUAAGAAUCUCAGGAUACAUGAAAAUUAUUUUAUAGCACUUUGUGAAAGUAACCGGAAGAAUAAUAUUUUGCCACUGUUGGACGUUAUUGAUGUAACAAGAUUUGAGUCAGUAGAGCAUAUUUCCACGAUCUUUAAUACCUUUGGAAGGUUGUCUCUGGAGUCCUCCGCGAUGAAGUUCCUUUUGGCAUGCAAAAGUUGUGAUAAUGAUGCAGAGAAAAUCUCAACUCUUGUCUGUAGUUAUGCUACUGGAAUUCCAAAUUUAGAGGUGGGGAUUUUACAUGAAUGUUGCUUGUAAUGUCUCUGGCCAUACUGCUAUGAGGUUGAAGAUGUCAUUUUAAAGUUCAAAGAGCUGCACUCAAACCUGGGCAUAAAACCUUCUAUGGGUUCUUAUGAGCAGCUCAUAGCUUACUGCUGUGAUAAACUCAAGGUUUACGUUGCUCUUGACUUGGUCGACCAAAUAUAUGAAGAUCAAUUAUCCUUAUCCAUGGACACGUUUUGUAAACUACUGGAUGCCAUAGAUGAAAGCUCGGACUAUAUUCUGGUCCGGAGGAUGUACUCCUUGCUGAGCAAUCAUGAUUUGCAACCAACUAUUGAUACAUUCAGGAAACUGAUAACCUUGAGUGUGAGGAUAAAGGACUUUGACCUGGCAUAUGCCAUGCUUGAAGAUCUGAAGAACAGGGGAUUCAAACCUACAGCAACCAUGUUUAACGUUAUAAUGGGAGGAUUUUUCCGGCAGAAGAAUACGUAUAGUGCACUGAAGGUUCUGAAGGACAUGGAGCUCGCGGAUGUAAAACCAGAUUCUCAGACCUACAGCUAUUUGAUAGGCAAUUGUGUGAGUGAAGAUCAAAUUGUAAAGUAUCACGAAAAGAUGCAGCUUGAUGUUGUUAAAUCUACAAAGCAUGUUCCAAUGGCGCUUGUCAAUGCAUAUGCAGCCUCUGGAAAUUUUGAGAAAGCAAAACAGGUACUAUUGGACAAAACCACUGUAGAUGAGGACGUUAAAAGUGUUCUCGUAUCUGCUCUGGCAUGCCAUGGACAAUUUUUUGAUGCACUUGCUAUAUACAAGGAAUUUAAGGACGCAGGAAACAAUAUAACGUCAAAAGCUGUCAGAAAUCUAAUUGAGCAAUUUCCAUCUGAUGGAGAGAUAAGCGAGUUACUUGCACUGUUGGAAGAAGUGCAUGAUUCUGAGUAUUGGGUAGAUGCAUGUUGCAGGGUUGUGAUACAUUGUAUUCGUAAUAAGCAUUCCAGUUGUCUUUAUGAUUUGCUCAAACUACUCAUGGAGAAAUUUUCAGACGACGAAGUCACAAUGGAAGUGCUAUUUGAUGAGUUCUUUGCAACUAUCGCUGAUACAGAACGACCAGACUUAGAGAUCGGAUUAAAGUUGCUAGGAAUAAUCAAAUGUGAACUUGGUGUAAGCCCUUCCCGAAAAAGUCUUGAUUUUCUUUUGCAUACUUGCGGCAGGGCCAAGGACUUGGCUCAUGCACGUUCCGUGUGGAAAGAGUAUGAACUGGCUGGUCUUCCUUACAAUGUCUUGAGUUAUUUGAGGAUGUACCAAGUUCUUCUGGCUUGUGGAAGCCACACCACUGCCAAAAGCUUCCUAACUAAAAUACCAAAAGACGACCCUCACGUCCGUAUGAUUAUUGGAGCGUGUCAGGUAACCUACAAAUCUAAACCCAGAAAAAAGUAGAAGACAAUAGGGUUAGUUCGUUCUGCCAUAGAAAUAGCCGUCCUGACUUCAAACCACUCAGAGAUGAGAUGGCAAUUCUUUUAGGGGAACCUUGAUGGAAAGAACAAGACGUCGGGUGCCCAGGAACAAGUAUAGAAUAGAUCUAUUAACUUGCUGUUACUGAUUUUGUAUACCCUCAAUUUAGGGACACUUGAAUUGUUGAUAGUCCCUGAACAAAUCACAUGAUGUACUUCAAAAUACCAAAUACAAGUGAUGAGAAAUCUUAAUUAGAAAAUGUUUUUGAGUAUCGAUCUGAUACGAUUCCUUUACACGUUUUGACAUACAUAAUCGAAUUCGUGAGCUUACUCGUGAGUACUCAAGCACGAGAGCCCUCUCUUUGUACCAUGUUGAGAAUGAUUUCUUUCUAAUGGCUUGAGUUGCAGAUAAAGAUAAUAUCGAUCUCGUACUGUUUCUUUUAAGCCUGCGAAGAGAAUCCCUGAGCUACAAGAAAUGGUCACUUUCCUCUUCGGUAUCUCUGGUGUGUUGUUUAUUAUAACCAAAUCCCUACUCUUAACAUGAAUCAUUUGGUCUCCCCCAUGAUCAAGGUUUUCUUUACAUGAAAAAGCACAUGUAUCAAAAGGAAUUGGCAACAAGAAUAGCCUGCCUGCACCUAGCUUUAGCCUGCUCCAGCCUCUCCUCCAGAGUCUCCUCCUUCACAGCAGCUUUCACCAUGGCCAAAUCCAUCUCCAUCAGCCUCAAAACUCUGAACAGCUCAGUGACCAUCCUCUCUUCCACUUUGCCUUCAUCCUUGAGCAACUCGGCCUCUUCCCUUGCCCUCUCUGCCACUAUCUCCCCGACCUUCGCCAGCAGCUGAGUGGAGCCGAACUCCCUCUCCAUUAGCCCUUCCAGCUUCUCCAGGAAAUCCAUUAUCAUGUACCCUACUGGUUUCUCCACCUUGAUCUCUUUCGUCCUCCUCCAUCCGACCUCGUAGUUCGGGGGCGGCCCGUCCGGCUUCAGCAGAUCGCUCUGGCUCUUCCUUCUCUCCCUGAGGAUCUCCGACCUCCGCCGCUUCUCGAUGGGGAAGUUGCUGUUGUUUAGUGUCGUGGAGAAGGGAAGUGCGGGUUCCGGGAGCGAGCCGUUGGCUGUUGUGGUUGCGUUGUCGAGGGAGGUCUCGUUGAGCUCUGAGUUUGCUGCGGCGCCGUUGGUGGUGCUGCUGCAGUUUAUGGGUCUGAUUGCUGGUGGGUUUCGACUCUUUUGUGUGAUCAGGGUGAAGACUGCUAAUGGUGGUUUGCUGCAGAAACGGUUGGAUUGAAGAAGAGGGAUCAGGGAUGAGAGGGAGGGAAUAUGAGUGGAAGCCAUUAGAGUGGCACCAAACGGCCAAGGGACGAUGGAGAAAGGAGGAAGAAGAAGAUAAGGCUUUAUACUUUUCUGGUCGUUUGCGCCAUUGAACGAGUGGAAGAUAUCUACAGAGUAUGUCUGCAUGAGACGCAGUUUAUGGUUUUGUUAUUUUCUUUGUUUCCAGAAAAAGAAUACCAGAAAUUGUUCCAAA
Molecule: messenger RNA, 4416 nt
Organism: Linum tenue
Lineage: Eukaryota; Viridiplantae; Streptophyta; Magnoliopsida; Malpighiales; Linaceae
Source: the annotation of a GenBank genome assembly